Molecule: messenger RNA, 1196 nt
Organism: Nicotiana tabacum (common tobacco)
Lineage: Eukaryota; Viridiplantae; Streptophyta; Magnoliopsida; Solanales; Solanaceae
Source: RefSeq, a predicted model, not a curated record
UUGGCAGUAGAACCAAAAAAUCCGCAGAGAGAGGGCAAAACGGAGCGGCCUUUCCUUACAAAAGAGCAACAUUUCUAGUUCUUAGCAGAGUGUAGCCCGAAAGUAGAGAAGAAUUUCAAUAUCUACAGAAAUGGACGAUUACACAAGAGAAAUGAUGGACCUCAAAACCCUAGUCACUCGAACCCUGGAGAAGAAAGGCGUCCUCGCCAAGAUCCGAGCUGAACUUAGAGCGAGUGUUUUCGAGGCAAUUGAAGAGGAGGAUAAGGUAAUUGAGAAGGAUGAAGGCUUGCCCCCUGCACUAUUGGGUAGCUGCAAUGAUCAGGCAAAACACCUCCAUAAUUCACCUUCAGGAAGGCUACUAACUGCCCUUAUAUGUGAAUAUUUGGAUUGGGCUCAAUUAAACCAUUCACUUAAAGUUUAUUUGCCAGAGUGUAAUUUGCCAAAGGAUUCGUGGAAAUCUGAGCUAAAAGAAUUUAGCAGCAAGAAUGGAUAUGAUCUUAACAGGAAUGGUGAUAGCGCUCCCUUGCUUUUGGAUGUUCUUGAAGGAUUCUUGAAAUAUGAGAAUUUAUCUCAAGCAAUGGGGGCUGGAAGGAGAUUUACUGCACCAGAUGCUGGAUCUCUUUCCAAUACUGAAGCUAGGAACAUUAGGAAGCCUUCUUCAUCUUCAGUUGCUGGAGGCUUACCUCCAUUGGGAAGGUCAGGUCCUGCUGCCCAGUCAUCUGACAGAAGGGCAGGUUCAUCUAUAUCUGGAUAUAGGAAAGAUGAAUACAACUGGAGAUACGAAAAUGAUGAGCUUCCGCAGGAUGUAAUGCUUGCCUCAUCUGCCUUAGAAAACCUUCAAUUGGACAGAAAAGCUUGGAACCUUACCUCUUCAUGGAGGCACAGAGGUGAUGACAUGUCUGAGGAUGAUAGCAGGGGAGAAUAGAUGAGAUGUGUGGUCUCCAAAUCACCGAGAUGGGAAUUGAUGAUGUCCUUCUAACUUAGAAAUGCAAUGUUCUGAUGUAUGCUGUGUAUGAUUUAAAUACUAUAUUGCUUGUAGUAAUUGGUGUGAGCUUCUCAUUUUCUUUUCUUUUUUCUUGUAUCAUUUAUCAUUUCCCCCCUGUUUUACGAAAUCCCUCUGUGGCUAAGCAGCCGCGCUUAAAGAAUUUUUCUUAUCAUAUGACGGUUGCUCUUGAGUUGGAUGCCAUGCGUGAUUA